Molecule: messenger RNA, 2884 nt
Organism: Hippoglossus stenolepis (Pacific halibut)
Lineage: Eukaryota; Metazoa; Chordata; Actinopteri; Pleuronectiformes; Pleuronectidae
Gene: cd82b
Product: CD82 molecule b
Exons: 9
Coding region: 147-917 (256 amino acids)
Cellular component (GO): membrane
Source: RefSeq, a predicted model, not a curated record
CACAGACACACACACACGCACCCACGCCCGUCCUGGAGCUCCCUCUCACACACACACACGCGGGGCAGUCACAGUGUGGACAGCUCAGGAGACGGUCGACCCUCAGACAACUGUUACCCCCUCCACUGAAGUCCCGAAUCACAACCAUGGGGAAAGGAUGCAUCACAGUCACCAAGUAUUUUCUGUUCCUCUUCAACCUCCUCUUCUUUAUAUUCGGAGCCCUGAUCAUGGGCUUUGGACUCUGGGUUCUCUUUGAUAAUCAGAGCUUCAUUUCGGUUCUGCAGGAAUCGUCACACACGGUGAAAGUGGCUUCGUACAUCCUGAUCGGAGUGGGUUCACUGUCGAUGGCCAUGGGCUUCUUCGGUUGCAUCGGAGCCAUCUACGAAAUCCGUUGCCUGCUGGGUCUGUACUUCACCUGCCUCCUGCUCAUCCUCAUCGCCCAGGUCACCGCUGGAGUCCUCAUUUACUUCCAGAGAGAGCCGUUGAAAUAUGAGAUGGCCAACAUCAUAAAGGGCAUGAUAGUCAACUACACCGGCCAGAACAGAACCACAGAGCACACAUGGGACUUCAUUCAGAGGACGAUGAAGUGCUGUGGAUGGACUGGUCCAGGAAACUGGUCUGAGAACCAUUUGAUCAUGAACAGCUCCAGGAACCUUUACCCAUGUUCCUGUCGUAACGAGGACCUGCCUGGCACGGACAUACAGGAAGUCGGCCUGUGCGAGCACACGUCCUCACAGCUACCUGUCUACGAAAGGGGCUGUAUCAGCAGCGUGGAGAAAUGGCUCCUGGACAACUGUGGCGUUAUUCUGGGAAUGUGUGUCGGCGUGGCAGUCGUGGAGCUCCUCGGGAUGAUUCUCUCCAUGUGUCUGUGCAAGAGCGUCGUCCAGGAAGAUUACACCAAAGUACCGAAGUACUGAGCUGAGGACAGAGCCAGCUUCACACCACAGAUGGAUUGACUCUUUCUCUCUCCCUCGCUCUCCUCGGCUCACAUUUUUUUACACACACACACACACACACACACACACACACACACAAUAUUGGACAGCUGUCUUGCCCCAUUUCAGCUUCUCCGGCCUCGACAGCUGUGCAAAUUUCUCACGCUCCACAAACACAAACGCACUCACCUCUCAAUCAAACUUGGGUCCAACAAGUUCACAAGUUACCAUUUUUGUCUUAUCACUUGUGUUUUCCUAUGAGACAUUUGUGAUUUUUUUGGACAGUUAGACAUUAUGUUCAUUCAGGUGUUGUUGUGUUUUUCCUCGACCGACCUCAGAAAAAGCGCUUAUCGUAGUAGUAGUAGUAGUAGUAGUAGUAGAGAGAGCGCUUCAGUGACGUUUGGUGAAGCUGAGAGCUGAAGUACCCUGUGACUCCGGGGGCAGGGUGGGAGACGAGAGCGAGGCUGGAGGGAGGAUGCAUGUAGGAGACGCUCUGAAGGAUUAAUGCCACUCUGUGGUCCUGCAGCUGGUAUUUUUGGUUGCAGAGGGUGGAGGAGAGGCGCAGGGCAGGGCUGCUGUGGUGGAGGGUUUGGCUUCUGUCAUCAGGAGCUUGUACUCAGUAGCCUUAAUAUUAACCUUCAUUUUCACCCUCCUCCUCCUCCUCCUCCUCCACCCUCCCAGAAUCAAUCAUCUGUUGGCGUCUCUAAAUCACAGCUCCUGUCCUCCUCUCGGGCGGGUCUGACUGGUAGCCAGUAGCUCUCCAAAAUGACUAGUUUUGCAUGAAGUAAGUGUGUGUAUGAUGUGUUGAGUGAGUAUUUUAUGUCUUUUUUUAUAUUCUCAUGUUAGCUCUGUUUUUUUUUUACAACUGUAUAUAUAUCUAUGACCUCGGUAAGGGAUUAUAAGCACCUUGGUGCUUUGUCAGCGUUUUAAAUGGGAAAGUUGUCACCCACAUUCCCUUGUUUUAAGAGUACUAUUGUUCUUUGUUUCCUCUCCGUUGCUGAUCAUGUACAGAAAGUGGCUGCCACGGCAGCUCGUCUGCAAUUAUUUGGUCUGAAUUUGAGAAAUUGGAAACUUUAAGAGCGAAUCUGUCAUCGCUCUUAAAACUGUAUUUUCAUUUCUUUAGCACAGCAUUAGUUUGUGAAUAGUCUAUCGUAGCACUCACCCUGAAGAUCUUUACUUUAUUUUAUUCUCAGUAACAAAAGCAGAGAAAACAGUGAGAAACCAUAUAAUCAUAUUUUCAGAAUUUGCUUUGACCAGAAAAUGACUGUUCAUCAACUCAUACUGCUUCACAAAAAAAAACAUACAAAAUAACAUCCUACUUAUAUUUCCUCAUCAGUUUAUCCACUUCAUUUACAACACUGAAUUUGUCCUCAGUGUAGUGGAUACAGUGUUUCUAUGUAGUCAUAGUUUUUCAUGCCAUCUCGCACUAGUCACUUCCAAUCGUUUUCAUGACAAGAGAGAGGAAAAAGAACGGUGCUCUUUCACAGUUCCAACCAGCCUCUGUUUUAUGACCUGCCCAAAUGAAACGUUAAUUUAACUUAAUGAGAGAUGAAGGUUUUUUAUUGUGUGUUUAAAGAUGUUUCUACACUUUUUACAAAAAAAAAAGAAAUGAUUUUGUUUAGUUGUGUGACGGUCCCUUGCUCCGUCUGUAUGUGUUCUGUUUCUCAGCAGCUCCUUCUCAUGUUCUGUUCCCAUGGUGCAGCAGUUUAUCCGGAGGCUCAGUGCUCCUGUCCUAUCAGAAAUGUCCUUUUCUGGCCAGGACCCCGCCUCCCAUUUGUAAAUUUGUGUUCAUUCAUCCAACAUCAUCAUCUCUUAAUCUACAAAUGGAACUCGUGCACACACACAGCCACACCAAUGACCUUAUUGAUGACCACAUCCUACAGAAUCUUAAGUUCCUUUUUGUUUUAAUAAUAAUAAAUAAAAGUUUAAUAAUAAACAAAUUAUGAUUU